Molecule: messenger RNA, 1204 nt
Organism: Saccostrea cuccullata (small rock oyster)
Lineage: Eukaryota; Metazoa; Mollusca; Bivalvia; Ostreida; Ostreidae
Exons: 6
Coding region: 578-1114 (178 amino acids)
Source: RefSeq, a predicted model, not a curated record
AUUCAAUCAGCAGUUCCUAUGUUUUUCCAUGGUACAGCAUUAGGCUAUUUUUCAAUGCAAUUACGAAAGAAAUGUAUGAAAUAUUUGUAAAAAACGAUUUUCUUAGUUGUAUGGGAUAUAUUAAUCGCAAAAAAUUCAACAGACAUUUGUAAGAGUUACGUUUAAAAAAUUCAAAAACAUAACGGGGGGUUCUUUUUGGUGACUUGAGACAUCGUUUUAUAAUUUUUUUGGACACAGACAAGAUUACUGGAAUCUUUUAUAUGUUUAUUUUUACAGAAAAUAUAGAGUUGAUUCCAACAAAUAUAUUCAUAUAUGAUAUAACGGUGAAAACUAAGCAAUAUCUGUAAAACAAUGUAAAUCAUGAAGCACAAAAUCGAACCCCAUCUUGUUUUCUGACGUGAGUACAACGUUUUGGCGCUUUUUGCUCAUUGGAUAACUCCAUUUUGUGGAACCAAUCAGCACGAGCAAAAUACAGCCAAUCAACAGCACGCAUUUUCCUUGGAAAAGUAUAUAAGCACGCGAUUUUUGGGAUUUGGCAUCAGUUGAAUCCAACGCAUAGUCAAAGCAAGACGCAAAAAUGAGAGCCUCUUCGAUUGUUCGAUCUUCCGCCAUUCUUGGCACUUUCCUGUCAUCAACAGGCCGUACAAUGCACAAAGACUUGUAUGAGAUGGGAUGUAAUGUGUGGCAGAUUACUACGGAGAUGAGUGCCGCCAUGGGGCACGAGCUGCUGUCGCUGGGUGACAGUGUUUACAGCUUUGCUACAACCACUUCUGCUGCUGCUCUGUCUUACUUCUCGGCAACAGAUCUGCUCUUCUUUCUGGCCUUUCUGCUCUUUCUUACUUCGGUUGUUGGUUGUGUUCAGUUUGUUAGAAAGUUCAACACUGCAAUGAAAGACCUGAAAAGCAAAAUGGCGGGUCUAGCAGAAGAGAAUGUGCAGAUGAGAUUGCUUGUAACAGCCUUGCUCAAUGAUGCCAAGGAAACCGAGAAGGAAUUAGCAAUGAAAUUGGAAUCCCUUGCUGAAGACCACAAGAACUUGGCCAAGUGGUUAAAUUUUCACACGGACAUGUUCAACAUCAGGUUGGAUUGCAUGGAGAGACGCAAAAACAGGACAUAAAUCCACUGAGCUUGAUUUUAUGAACAUUUCAUCAGCUCAUUAUUUAAUUUUCCAAACAUCAAAUGUGUUAAUAAAGAACUGUUGCCUGAA